Molecule: messenger RNA, 6650 nt
Organism: Betta splendens (Siamese fighting fish)
Lineage: Eukaryota; Metazoa; Chordata; Actinopteri; Anabantiformes; Osphronemidae
Gene: adcyap1r1a
Product: adenylate cyclase activating polypeptide 1a (pituitary) receptor type I
Exons: 15
Coding region: 1817-3241 (474 amino acids)
Biological process (GO): cell surface receptor signaling pathway; adenylate cyclase-modulating G protein-coupled receptor signaling pathway
Cellular component (GO): plasma membrane; neuron projection
Molecular function (GO): G protein-coupled peptide receptor activity; peptide hormone binding; vasoactive intestinal polypeptide receptor activity
Source: RefSeq, a predicted model, not a curated record
UGUGUGUGUGUCCCUGACAGACUUUAUUACAUUCAUGAAUUCUGUGAUCUGCCACCGGUGUCACUGAGUCCUUGAACCAACAAUUCUGUGUUGAUUAUUCUGCCAUCACUAAAAAUUUGAGAUAUUUCAGCAAAUUCCAACUCAACCAGUAAUUACUUCUCCCUCCUCGCUUCCUCUCGCCUGUUGCCGUGCGGCGCUGCAUCUGCCGCGCUGCUCGGUCCAAAGUUCAUUAAGGACGACGAAGCCACUGGAAGACGCGGCCGAGCGUUUGCCAUGGAAACGCGGCUCGAAUCCAUCUCACCUGCUGUUUUGCUGCAGAAAAACCUUUGGAGAGAGCGUAACGACAGAGACAUUUGGAAUUUCUGUCAAUGGAAGUGUUUUGCUGAUGCCCUUGAGGCAGGUCCAGUACGUGUUAAAACGCUGUGGGAACAGCAGAAAACAUGCGUCACUGCCCAUCAGCCAAUCCGGACUGGUCCAUUUCUCUGCCUCCACUUUUAAUACAUUUGAUGGGUCUCGUGGCUCCGAGGCACUUUGUGUGGCCUUUCCUGUUUCCUGUUUCGUUCUCUGAGAAAAUCCACGCCGUGGCAGGAUUGAACAAUAUUCCACUCUGUAUUGAUUCAUGGCCGACCCAUCAAAGGGCGUCAGCCUGGUGAUCAGUCACUUUAAUGUCCUGGUUCAAGACACUGUGUCUUUUACUGCAUCAGAAAAAUAUCUAGAGAUUUCAGAGAGUGGGUCCACAUGUAAAGAAAUAGGGCUUAGCAACAAAUAACACACGAAGCAAUCCACCUUAUUAUUACUGGAUCAGUUUGUGAUGAACGCUGACCCCUGGACACUGAGAACAAUCUUUUCAUGUUCAGCCUCCUGCUUCCUGCUUCUCUUUUUACCUUUUAGCCUCUUUGUUUCAUCUCUUUACGUUCAUUCAUUCUCUCUGUAAUCCCACACACACAAGAUCACAGCCAUCUGUAAAUGUAAUUAAUUCCCAUGUAUUGAAAGUGAAAGGUUUUCUGGUUAGUGGAUGCGAGGUUUGACCUCGGCAGGUUUUGCUUUCAGGUCACUGAUGCCCUGAAGCGUGUGCUCGGUCGCUGUCCGUGGUGCUGAAAGGAAACAGGCUCUCCGACCACUGUUCGGACCUCCUCCGUGGGAACACGCUUGCUGUUUGUUUGAUACAUCCGCAUUCAGCUCUGGGUUUCUGUUGGAAACAUGCAAUAAGUCCAGAAUAUUAAAAACGUGAGUCACACCGGCACCGUCAGUCUGCUCAGUGCCUCACAAAUUGCACCCAGCGGGGAACCGGGGCUUUUGGGGCGUCUGGGAGGCGCAGGCGCAAACGUCAUAGUCCUAUAAUAGUUUUUGGAUUGAAGUCCCACGCGCACGAGGGCACAGGAUGAUUUUCUCUUUCCCGUUAGCGACGCCGUGUUACUAUUCUUGAAGUUCAGCCUCUGUGUGCAGACUGAACCGCUGUCUGUCGCUGUCGCGUUUACGUUGGACAAGGCGUAAAUCGCGGAGGAACUGACACCACCCUCCGCCUCCCCCUCCGCACCUUGUCGCGGUGCCGCAGCGGCAGCAGCAGCAGCAGCAGCAGCAGCCCCGUUUCCAGGACGCCUUGUGAGUGAGUUCUUCAGCCAAACGCGGGGAUGCGUCGCCACCGACGGCUUCGUGGACACCUGCGCCCCUGAACAUCGCGCAUCGUUCAGAGCCGUUGAUGCUGAAGAAGCGUGACGACGCCGACAAGAGCAGUUUCGCUGCGUCGCUGUGAACACAAACACACACACACUCUCACACACACACACACGCAGAUACUGUGACGCCCUCAGAGACGAUGACCUACCUGCUGACUGCCAUCGUUCUGCUGCCUUUGGCGGCCUCAGAGCACUGCGUCAUCAAACAGGAACGUGAGAAAUGCAUGGAGAGGAUCAUGGAGCACAAUGACCUUGAGUUAGGAUGCCCCUGGAUGUGGGACAACCUGACCUGCUGGCAGGCGGCGAGCGUGGGCGACGUCGUGGUGGUCAACUGCCCGGAGGUCUUCCAUGACAUCACUGAGCCCGUGGACAAGAUGGUGCAGGUGAGUCGUAACUGCACAGAAGACGGAUGGUCGGACCUUUUCCCUCAUUAUGCAGAUGUCUGCUUCUUCUUCUACGACAACACCUCCAACCCAGGCAUGUACUACGCGUCAGUGAAGGCCCUGUACACGGUCGGCUACAGCACAUCCCUGGUGUCUCUGACUACAGCCAUGGUCAUUCUCUGCAGAUUCAGGAAGCUCCACUGCACCAGGAACUUCAUCCACAUGAAUCUGUUUGUGUCCUUCAUGCUGAGAGCCAUCUCUGUGUUCAUCAAGGACGGCGUUCUGUACGCGCAGGAGGACAGCGACCACUGCUCCGUGCACAUGGUGGCCUGCAAAGCCGUGAUGGUGUUCUUCCACUACUGCGUCAUGUCCAACUAUUUCUGGCUCUUCAUCGAAGGCCUGUAUCUCUUCACGCUACUGGUGGAGACCUUCUUCCCCGAGAGGCGAUACUUUUACUGGUACACCAUAGUGGGAUGGGGAACUCCCACCAUUUGUGUGACGGUCUGGGCAGUUCUGAGGCUGCAUUUUCAUGACACUGGAUGCUGGGAUACAAAUGAGAACACUGCCCUCUGGUGGGUAAUUAAAGGACCAGUUGUGGCCUCCAUAAUGAUCAAUUUCGUCCUCUUCAUUGGAAUCAUCAUUAUCCUGGUCCAGAAGCUGCAGUCCCCAGACAUAGGAGGCAACGAAUCUAGCAUUUACCUCAGCUGUGCACAGAAAUGCUUCAGUGAGCCCACGCAGGCUGUUCAGCAUUCGUGCAGGAUGUCAGAGUUAUCCACAAUCACACUGCGUCUGGCUCGCUCCACCCUCCUGCUCAUACCUCUGUUUGGCAUUCACUACACUGUGUUCGCCUUCUCACCUGAAGACGUCAGCAAGAGGGAGAGACUGGUUUUUGAACUGGGACUGGGAUCCUUCCAGGGCUUCGUGGUGGCCGUCCUCUACUGUUUCCUCAACGGAGAGUUUCUUCCUGAAGGUGCAGUCGGAGAUCAAGAGGAAAUGGCGCAGCUGGACAGUGAACCGGUACUUUGCUGUGGACCUGAAGCAGCAGAGACACCCUUCGCUGGCGAGCAGCGGGGUGAACGGCGGGACGCAGCUGUCGAUCCUCAGCAAGAGCAGCUCCCAGAUACGCAUGUCCAGCCCGCUGGCGGAGAACGCCAACAUCAGCCUCCCCACCUGAGCGUCUGACUGGUCAGAGUCCCCUUCAAGGUGCCGUUCAUAAGCCAGACCAACCAGAGCAGACCAAAGUGACCCCUGAGACCUCUUCUAUUCAUUACGGUGCGUUACUGGCUUUAACUCCUAUUAUUUGAAUACACAGUGAAAGUAGAUUUCUUUUUAUAUUUCAGUAUUCUCAGAUAUUCUCAUUAGAUUGAUAUCCUUUGUGAUUAAUGAAUGCAAAAUGCCUCAAAAUCAAAUUUUAUGCUAAAUUAAAACUCAUAAUUUGUUUAAUGUACACAACUGUAUUUUGGUGCAAAAGAAACGCUCCUAGCUGUGAAAAUUCACUAAAUGUCAAAUCUAGGGGUCAUUUUUGGCUGUUGGUGUAAAUUAAAUAUGCUUCAAAGUGCCAUACAGGUUGUUUGACUGGAUCGGAUCUGAUCUAAGUCCAAAGUUAAAUAUCAACCAAACCUCUGCCUUGCUUGUACAAAUGCUGUAUAUGUCAUCUUACAUUUGAAGAUUUUUUUACAACCAGCCGUAAGUACAAAGUAUGUCAAAAAAUAUUUACUUAAAAACGUUGAACUUUGUGAAUAGUUUUAGUGUCUAUAACCAGAUGUUUCCUUUUUCUUUUACAUAAUGCAGUAUUGUAAUGACCUUUUCAAACAAAAGGAACUGGAGCCCAGAUCUGUAGACUUCAUCACAAGAACCAAAAGAUCCUUCCCACUCUCAACUAUUUAUUUAUAUUAAAAAUGUGAGCAUGGUGCCAAAACAAAUGGGUGACAGAAAGCAACGUGUCCUAAGUUGGAACUCAAAAGGUGAAUUAGUUAGAAAAUAAAUGUUUUUUUAAAUUUUGACUCAAAAAACACACUGGACUCCCUGAGCUGAAUUAUCCCAAACUAGUGCAGAGCUCUUCAGUAGUUGCCUCCAGGUAGAUUUUUUUUCACAGAUCCAUCAUAUAUAUUUUUACAGGCAGUGAACAGAAAACAAUCAUGUGCCAUUGAUUUGGAUGCUUUUACCCAAAGCUCCACAUAGUGCCAUAGGUUUAUAUGUGCAGUGUUAGAUUGUUGGCUGUGAAUCGAAGCCUCAACACGCUCUUAAAGACAGCGGGACUCUUUGUCUCGUUCUCUUUUCACAUGAGCUUUAACUUGGUGUCAAAUUAAAGAGCUCUUGAUUUUAUAAGGUGUAAUAGCAACCAUCUACAUUCAAAGUGCCUAGUUGUCACAAAUAGUCAUUUUUAUUUACAGGUAAGCGAUCACAUAACACAAAGAUGAAGAAUGUACAGAGUGAUGUCUUUUACUGUCAGUGACUUUUCAAAUUAUGCGUUUUAUUGUGUAUGUCUACAAGAAAAACAGAAAAAAUGCUUAUUUAUCACUCUAAUAGUUAUUUUUCUCUUUCAAAUACCAUGUGUGAAGAGUCCAGCUGAGCUUUUUUCAGUCGAGUGGGGACUUGAGUAACAGCGCUAGGUAAUUAGUUUUUCGAGCUUUCUGAAUAUCACUCUAAUCUAUUAGAGGUGAUUGUGAGACUUGAGUGCAAACACAAUACACACGACGUCACUAUGUGCUGUAACAUUCAACACAAAAUGCUUUAUUGUGACAGCUCUUGACAAUCUGAGGGUUUUGUGCCAUUUUCUUAAAAAAAAACUGUCCUGGUAGAAAAUCAUUUCCGGAGACAAUUCACAUGUGAAAUGACUGCUUUAGGAGGAUUUUUCCAUCAUGUGCAAAACUUUAUUUUUCGUACUUUCAUCUGGAUGGAUUCAAAAUGUGUGAAUCUUAUAAAAAUAAGGAUGUAUAUUUUCCAUAAACCUUGUAUAAGUAAAAUCAGCCAAUGUACAGUAUACAUGCUUUUCUGUAUAAUAGCUGUAUGACUGAUGUGGAAAGUCGUUACUCUGAUUGAUUUUCUUGGCCAAUGUGCCAUAAACGGUGACACACAUGUGUUGACCCAUGUCUGGUUAAUUUAAAAGAAAAAACAACAACUAAUGCUAAUUGCAAAUAAAAAUGUAGAAGGUUUAAAGCGAGUUAAAAAAUUGUUGUAACCUGUGAAAAGUAAGAUAGUGUACAUAUAACUGCUGACGUGACUCACAGGUUCCAGAAGAUGGUUUUAUUUUGCUUGGAAGCCUCCGAAAGGUGAAACAACUACUACAGAUAAAACACAAAGUGUGUGCGAGGGUGAAAUCAAAACCACUCUGCUGCUUCGUACGUGUUCUAUCACCAGCCGUCACUCUGAGUCGGAACCGGCUCAGAUGGAAACGACCAUGUGUCAAAGCUGUUACUGUCUGUGAGGGGGAAAAACAAAUGGAAAACGCGUAGUUGACCAAAUGUUUGCUUUAGAAUCUGCCACCAGAUGGCAGCAAAGCGUUUCAGUUCGGUUUGGUAGAAAGGUUCGGCGUGUGUUUGAGGAACUGAUGUAAUUUGUAAUCACGUGUAUUUUAUGACUUUGUUUUCUGGAUCUAUGAAGCCACUCUACUGCAAUUUGUGAAAAUCAUCAGGGCUGAAAAAAAAAGUUUUUGCUUUGUUUUUUAUGAUACACUGUCAACUACAGUUUAUUCUGAGAUAAGAUAAAUGUUAAACUAGUUUGCCUCACUACAACAUCAAGCAAACUCAACACACCUCUCUUUAAAAAAUACUUUACCAUCAUAAAGUGAUCGCAAAGCAAAUCUUUUGAUGUAUUAAUCGAAAGCAAUAAUUAGAUACUUUUGGAAAUGUUUACCAUUUGCUGUGAUGAGAGAGGACCAAGUCAAUGCCACAUUCUUUUGUGUGUUUCCUUGAGAGGAACCAACCUGAAACUGCUCCCAAUGACCAGUUAGCAUAAGCUAAAGUAUCAUAAAUCUACAACCAGCCCCGUUCUGACUCCUUUCAACCUUCACUUCUUGUCUGAGCAUUAAUGUUGCAAAUGUUUUUACCAAACUGUCAACUUAUUGUUUUGAAUGAAGCUUUUGUCCUUGUGGCAUAUUUCUGUGCUCAGAAGCCUUUUUCUUUGGCAUCGGUGCCCGUUGAGGUGGUUUCAGUGUGUGAGUGUGGUUUUCUGUGUUGCCUAUAAAUUAUUGAAUGUACAGUUGUUGCUCUGCAGCUCUUAAAUGUCGCCUGCUAUCGAUUUGCAAAUGUACAAAUGAUGUCUUUUUUUGAUCGUAUACACUAUGUAUAUUUUGGCACAUAGGUGGAACCCAUGACUAAAAUCUGUAAUGUUGGUGUUUUUGUAGUUAUUUUUGCUGUUAGAGUGUGUGUGAAAAGUGGAGAGUGUGUAUUCAGUAUGUAUGUGUAAAUGCAUACGUGGCAAUUUACUGUAAGUAACUUAAAUGUUGAAAAGAAGAUCAAAAAACCUUCAUCUGACCUUUGUUCUAUCUGCAGCAGUGUCGUGUGCUACAUGCAUUCUUGUGUCCAACAUUUAUGUCCCAGGUUGUGCAACGCAAACUGACUGCAAAAUAAAUAUCUACUGUGAUACGUCC